Messenger RNA from Branchiostoma floridae (Florida lancelet), 2031 nucleotides. RefSeq names its product PAXIP1-associated glutamate-rich protein 1A-like. The record is from RefSeq and is a predicted model, not a curated record. NCBI's taxonomy places the organism in Eukaryota, Metazoa, Chordata, Leptocardii, Amphioxiformes, Branchiostomatidae. The coding region runs from base 278 to 949 and encodes 223 amino acids. The transcript is spliced from 3 exons.
CGCAAAAUUUUGCCGCCAUUUUGUGAUUUUAAAGACGCCUCAUCCUGUUCUCUGGGUUUAUUCCGCGAAAAACAGAAUUUAUAGCAGAGUUGAUAACGAUCUAUUCGUUCUGUGGGACAAGUAUACCCGUUAGAAGGUAAUCUGAAGAAAAUUGAAGCCCGGAAGGCUAAAAUUCAUGCUUGUUUGAAUGAAAUGAGUUUGGUGAAUGCCCCCCUCCCAUAGCCAGAAAUAAGAAAUUAUUUCAGCAAUAUUUCGACGCUUUUAACUCGAAAUCGUGAUGUCUGAGGACGAGGAUUUCGACAUCCCGGCCAGUGACGAUGAGCUGGCGGCCUCGGAGAGCUGGGACGCCGAACACAAGAACUACGUUAGCUGGGAGCCGCCGGCGGCAGACAUCGCGUCUUUGUACGAGAAGUUGGAAAAGGACGGAGUUAUCGAGCUCCAAAUGAAAUGUCUUCCAAGGAGGGCACCCACUCCCAAACCAGAGGAACCAGACACUAAGGAAGAGGAGAAAGAGGAGGAAAAACCGGAAGAGACACCAAGCAAAAAGCCAGCUGUUCCCUCAUUUGACUUUGACGAGUUUUCCAUGGAGACAACACCUGCCAAGACAUUCACACCAACAAGGAGAACACCAGGAAGUAGACCGACCCCAAGAAGCGGUCAGCGUAGGGUAGCACGAAUGGACAACAUCAUGUCCUCCAUCAUGAGACACCGCAGGCAAGAUCCCGACGACACGCCGGUCAAGCCAUCCACCAGUAAAGACUCUGAGAAAAAAACUGACACCUCUGAAGGGAAAGGAAGUAAAAAAGAAGAACAGAAACAAGAUGAGGGAAAAGAGACAGAAAAGGAAGUGCCCCCAGUAGUUAGUACUGAGAAUGUAAAACAGGAGCCAGUAGAGACAGCCCCUACACCACAGAGGCCUCCUAGUAGGACCAGAUCUAGAAGAACUUGACCAAAUGUUGACUGUUGAGUGACCACUGCUCACCAUUGUAGCACUGUCAUGUGAUGGCAGUAGGCAUAGAAUCCCCUUCUCUUUCGCUGACCUUGUCUGGUCAGUAUAUGUACAAAUGUACAUGUAUCUGUAGAUGCCUAACCAAUAGACCAGUUAGAUACAAAAUAGUUAUAAGGCAUGUAGAUACUUUUCUCCAAUAGGGGAAACGCAGAGCUUAUAAUAAUUAUAGAUAAAGAUGUGUCAAUGCUACUUUUUCUGGAAAAUGAGCGCUAGAUUUUUUUGUAGGUAUGAAAGGGCUUAGAAUAGAGUGGCAAGAGCUCUUUGAAAUUUGAACAUACUUUAAGUUUGUUAGCACCUGUCCUGUUUAUAGCUUUUGACACCAACCCUUCUACAUGUAAUUGUAGAAAGGAAAAAAUCUAAAGGGAGGUGUUUACUGUGUUUGAACUUCGUGAUUGACACACAGUGCAUUACUGAACAAAUGUAAGUGUAGCAAUGUUGCUUUGGAGAGGACCAGAAAUAUUUCAAGAUUCACAAGUGAUGCAUUGUUAUUACUAUUGUUUUGUUGUUGUUGUUUUUUGAGAGAGAGAGCAAAACUGGAUCCAAAAGAGUUAAUACAAUUACUAUUGGACAUACUACACUGAAAGAGAACUGGUUUCAGUUACAACGACUGUAAGUGUAAGCUACAAUGUAAGAUCAGAAUGACCAUAUUGGUAAUCUUGCUGUAUAAUUUGAUAGGUGUCUUUUAAUAUAAGGCUGGCUUGAGGGUCAGGUUAAUGUCUCGGAGUAAUCAGUUUUAGUAAGUUAAUACUUAAGUUGGUACAGUCAGAUUCAUGUUUUCCUCCCAACCCCCUGCUUCCCUGUAGUCCUAUGCUAACUUGUCUGAGAACCAAAGAACUAGAUUGGUGCAGCCUAAUCCAGUCCUGUGACAUCCCCGUGUCUGCCACCAUGCCCACGGAGACUUCCAUCAAUAGCUGAAGCUGCCAAAUGUGAAAAUCACACACCUUGUAAGGAAGAAUCAAUGCAUCUACAGCUCCUAAUGCAGUACCUGUGCCAGCGAGUAAUAAACCACCUGUUGUCAUGCA